Molecule: messenger RNA, 5662 nt
Organism: Onychostoma macrolepis
Lineage: Eukaryota; Metazoa; Chordata; Actinopteri; Cypriniformes; Cyprinidae
Product: kelch repeat and BTB domain-containing protein 13
Exons: 1
Coding region: 2535-4082 (515 amino acids)
Molecular function (GO): protein binding
Source: RefSeq, a predicted model, not a curated record
UAAAAAGAAUGAGAAAAAAAGAGAAAGAUAAUUAACAUCAGAGAUAAAGAGAGACAGAGAUAACAUUAUGUCAACAUACUGAUUAUUUCAAUGAAUUAUAAAGCCACUUUUAUGUUUUUCCAAUUGAAAAUGCUGUUACAUUGGAUGCUGGUCUCCAGAAUGUGAUUUUAUUAAAUAAAUAUAUUUUAAAAAUUUUAUUCAAUUAAGGAGUAAAUUUAAAAAAAUUAGUCUGUACAGGGACCAACUCUCACUUAUUUACUAGUUGCUUAUUAGCAUGCCUAUUAACAUAUUGUCUGUUUAUUAGUACUCAUAAAGCACAUAUUCUGCAUGACCAUAUUCUAUAUCACUAAUCCUACCAAAUUCCUAAACUUAACAACUACCUUACUAACUACUAAUAAGCAGCAAAUUAGGAGUUUAUUGAGGCAAAAGACGUAGUUAAUGAAUGUUAAUUGCAAGAAUUGGACCUUAAAAUAAAGUGUGACCAAAAAUUGUAAUCUAACAUAGUAUUAGAAUAAAAGACCAGGAAUGUGUAAUAAGAAAACAAGUCCUUGAUCAGCCAGCUUCACCACACCAUGCUGGUCAACUAGCUUUACUACCACAGUUUUGCUGAUUAACUGCAUGACUAUGCUGAAGCUAGACCACCAAUAAACCAUCAUAAACCAACCUGAUCCAGCAUGGAAAUCUAUGCUGGUCUUUUCAGCAGACUUCAUAAACACAAUGUGCAAAGCACACCAGCACAGAGACUGUAUCCAAGCUGAACAUCUCUAACACACUCCCAUGUAAUGAAUCAAAUAGAGGGACUCUCAAUAGACGAGCUUAACUAGUUGUUUCUGCACCUGUCUUUCAUGUGGGCUUUUCUUUCUGACUGAAGGGGGAUUCUUCCUCGAAACUGAUCUCUCUCUGACCUCAGCCCUGCUCAGCUAGAAAAGGAAUUCCACACGUGUUUGCCUGCAGGAGUAAUGGUUUUAAAAGGGUGUGGAGCUAGCGAUGAGGUUUCCCAAAUCAGCCGGUUCAUAACAUUACUAAAUUCCCCACUCAUACCCACAAUGCAAUGACAGCCCCUGGGCAAACAGAACACUGAUCCUCUCCUCAUGACACACAAAACACACUGACACACACACACACACACACACAGGGCUGAUUAGGGCUAGCGGUAGCUUGUGAACCAUAAAGUUGAAUGAUGACAAGAGGUUAUAGACAGACGGCUGGGAAAAUCUCCUCUUGCUUGCAUUAUACUUUAUACUGAGUGGCUGGAUUGAAACCUCCUGUUUGACAUGAAGUGCUUUUGCUUCUCGAAAGCAGAAGUGAGGCGAACAGGCAGGCUAAGUGAUGGCAAGGCAUGUAUAUAAACAACUGGAUGUCGAGGACACAGGAAGUUGAAUGCAAAAACUUGCUAGAGGCUCCGCUUCAAAGAGUGAUGCAGAACGAGAGUCAAAGAGUUAUGUGAUCUCAAAUGUAAAGGGACAAACAAAAUAUAUUAGGUUUUUGGUGGGAAAAUAAGAGCAGCCCAAAAGAGAAGGAACAUGUUGACUGAACUGUGUAGAAAGUAUUGUUUUUCUCACAUCAACCCCAACUCACAACCCCCACAUUUUUCGCUUCAUCCCGCCCUCGCUCUUCUGACACUCAACAUAGAAUCUCUGAAACAGAAAACAGUGUGCUGAGUCCUCAGGCAUCUGACAAUGAUUAAAUUGAAAGUGAAGGCAUUUCAGGGUAGGCUACAACUCUGUAUCACUUCUUCUCCGGCCACUGCUGAAGGUCAAGACCAUGUCCACAUCCCAGAAUCAACAUGACAACAGUGGGAUCUGUUUAUAUGCUGUUAAUUGGAUAUAAAAAUCACUGUGAGUAAAAGACAAAUCCUAAAAUCUUAGUACUGUAUGUCGAGACUGAACUCCACCCAAGGCUUGUUUUCAUAAUCUAAUCCACAAAUCACACCAUCUUCUCCUUAAAAAGAAAAAAAUGUAGUCUAUAUAGGAAAGAUUUCAAGAGUAAGACAUAAAUAAUGAUAAAGCACCAUUCUUUGGGACAAAAAGCAAAAAAUGCAAGUGGGCAAGAGACCAAAAGAACACCCAGAACAUGGAAAAUCCCCCCGUUCCCAUGCCAAAAAUCCAGUGAAGAAAAAAAUGUAACUCACCAGGGCCAAAACACUUUUGAGGUAGAGAGGGUACUGAAGGAAAAUAAUCUUUUUAGUCUUAUUAAAAACAGGAGUGGCUUUCUGAACUACUGUCAUCACUUCAUUUAUGGGUUUCUGUCUUUAUUAAAAUGAUUAUAAGUCAACAAUGGGAAAAAAAUAACAUCAUAAUUAUAUAAUUCAAUAACUUAAUUUAAACUCCAUUAAUUCAGAAUUACAUUGGAACUUUUUUGUAGCAUUAGUGCUGAUCAUUUAACACUACUAUUUUGAAGUCUGUGGCCUCAAUGCUAUUUUAGUGUGUUGCUAUUUUCAGUCCAGCAAGUAGCUGUGAGACUGCAGCGUGUGCACACUUCUGUUUACAAGUCCAAUCCAAACAGAAACACUAACUGACUCGAAGACUAACUUUAUGGUUCAUGAACAGAGUAAUCUAGGUAAGAACAGGCAGGAGAGAGGUGUUAUGGGGCCCCCUUGCAGUUUGGUUCAAAACAGGGAUGAAAGUGAAGAACAAGUUGAAGAGUCCACUGGAAUUCUAAGAGUAAGGGUUGAAGAGAGCGUUUUCGCCAUAGACAGGGCCAUCCUGGGACAGAACUGUGAGUAUUUCCGUGCUCUCUUCCGCUCUGGGAUGAAGGACAGUCAGCUGAACGAGUUCCACCUGCAGGGAGGCUUGAAAGCCAGGGGUUUCCUCAUCGCCAUGGCAGUUUCCAGGGGUGAGAGCCCUGUUAUAAGAGACCCAGAUGAGAUCGUGGAGGCUGCAGAGUGUGCGGCCUUCCUUCAAGUUGAUGUCCUGGUCCAGCACUUGAUAGACCUUCUUGAUACCGACAACUGCAUUCUUCUGUACCACACGGCAGCGGUGUACGGCUUGUGGAGGUUGUUUCACAGCGCUGCAGUGUUCAUUCGUGAUGCUUAUAGUGACGUGCAAGAUGCUCUCGAGGCACUUCCAGAGGAGCUGAUCUGCUACGUGGAGUCGCUUUCAUCAGCAUCGUUUGUCGCUCUAGGGACUCAUUCGCCAUCCAUGAAGAUUCUGCAGGACUGCUACAGGACGGUGUUUUACCUCGAUGAGAAACCAGGAGCUUGGAAAUAUCUGACUGAUCUACCAACAGACUCCAGCACCUCUAUGGCUGGGGUGGCUGUUGUGGAGAACCGACUGUAUAUCGUUGGAGGAGUGCGAGGAGUUAGCAAGGAAACUGUUGACUUGAGCUUCUGUUAUGACACAGAUUCCAACACUUGGAGUGUGUUUGAUGGUCCUCAGCAGUCCAGGUAUAACUUUACCCUGGUGGGUCACAAUGGACAUUUGUACGCCAUCGGAGGUGAAUUUGACAAAAGGAUCAUGUCCUCUGUAGAAGCGUGUGAUGUUUCUACAAGCGCGUGGACAUUUUGCAAGCACGCGCCUCGUUCGGUGGCUGCGGCGGCUAGUGCUGUUGCCAGGCGUAGGAUAUUUGUGUGUUUCUGGAAGUCACCGGAUACUACGGACAUUUAUGAAUAUGCACCUAAAAAUGACAAAUGGACGCUGGUCACCACUAUGGUCAAGCCUCAGAGUUACGGACACUGCAUGGUGGCUCACGGCGACAAACUGUAUGUCAUGAGGAACGGCCCCUGUGAUGACUUCCUGCGCUGCAUUAUGGACUGCUACAACAUCACUACGGGUCAAUGGACAGCCAUGCCAGGACACUAUGUCAAUAGCAGGGGUGCCCUCUUUACGGCUAUGGUGAGGGGGAACUCUGCGUUCACCGUCAACCGCAAUUUGACCCUGGAAUAUGUCAUUUGCGGUGACAAAUGGAAGCCUCGUAGACAGAUGACGGGUUUUCCAAAAAGUGGCUCGCUUUGGACUUGCUUACUCAGACUGCCUAAGAGCACAGAUGCACAGCAGCAACGUGAUGCAGAGGAAGCCCUGGAGAUGGACGCCAAUGUGGAAAGUGUGGAAGAAGAUUUGGUAGAGGCUAAUUAUCCACCUUAGGGAUUGCAGAUCAAUCUGUUAUUUUAUUUUAGAAAAAUAGGUUUAGAACAACACACGAUUGAGUAAAUGAUGACAGAAUUUCCCUUUCAAUUAUUUGAAUGCACAAAUUCAUCUAAUGUUCUAAACAGUAAAUAAAAGCAACCGUCUCUUUGCAUACUGUCAACGGCAAAUGAGAGACACGCAAUAAAUAAAUAGGUGUGAACACGUCUACCGUUUCUCAUUCCCACACAUAUGCACACGCACACGUGUCCAUGCUCUAACUGCGGUUCUCUAGCCUCUAUAAACAGCUCCUCGAUCGCUUGUGCAGCUGCUGUUAAUCAGCCCCAGCACCCCGCAGAUGGGUCUGAAGUUCAAAGACUUCUCACUGGAGAGCUCUAAUACUCUCCAUCCUCCUGUCUGUCUGUACGUCUGACCGACUGCAGACUCCCACAGCAGACACAGGAGCUACAAAGUAUUUCAACGCAGAGACUCCACGCUUUUUGCAUCCUUACUUGUAUUUCUAUCAUUUGAAAAAAAAUUGUAUGCUAUCGUUUAGGACAAUUACUGGUUCUAAUGAAGGCAGGAUUCAUUAUCGACCUGCAGGAUUAGUUAUUGGCUUCUUUGUGGCUUAUAAACAAAAACACACAGCUAUUUUUGAGCGUGGGAAACAGAUACAUAACAAAUAUGUGGUCAAACUGAAAGUAAACAGCAGAUAAUAAAUGACAGCAGCAUUGUAGAUAGUGAGAUUGAAUGGCCGAUAUAGCUAAAUAUGUAUUUCACGAUAUGUAUUUACUCUGUAAUGGCUUCUUUUAACCAAACUGCAAUUAAAUAGAAUCAAAAUAUUUAAUAAAAUAAAGUACAAAUCUAAUUAAAAGUAAUAAUGGCAUGCUAUUCACACAGUGAAAAAUAAUCUAUAAUAAUAAUAAUAAUGAUAGUGUAAAGUGUAAAGUGUAAUAUUUUAAAUUAUGCACCUUUACAUGAACCAAAAAUAAAAUAAAUAUUAAGCAACAUAUGUUUAACUUAAAUAUUUUAAUACAUGAAAAAAAUGCUAUGUCCGGACUUCCAUGAAUAUUUGUUAGUGAUGAUGUAAACAAAUAAUUGAUUCUUGAAUUACUAAAUCGCAGAUUCCUCAAUCAUUGAAUAUUUGAAUUAUGAAUCAAUUAAUUGAAAAGCACUGAACAGUGUGUUAAAAUAAUUGUGAUAUGCACAGAAAAUCACUGCAAAUAUAGCGUGACUAUUCAAUUUAUACUGUAUCGCCCAACUCUAAUAGUAGAUUAUAUAUAGUGUUGCAUUUGUGUUGGGGAACUAAUUGUGUUAGUUACUUUUCAUGGAAAGUAACUUGGUAUGUUACUAUUGUGUUACUUUUUGUCACCUGGGCUGGGCUUGCUUAUUUGUUUUUUAAUACCAAAAAAAAAAAAAAGCAGUUUUAUUUUUGGCAACUGUAAGGGCUCUGUCACACCCCUUUACUCUCACCCUUUUACUGAGGCAGAAGGAAGUGCCUUUGUAAUGCAUUACUCAACACUGGUGUCAUACUAGCAUUUCAAAACAAACCUAGUGUGAAAUGUAUCUUUGUCAUUCUGUAAAUAGUGUUUAAAUGAAGU